This is a messenger RNA of Trematomus bernacchii (emerald rockcod), 2023 nucleotides long. RefSeq names its product transmembrane protein 71 (gene tmem71). NCBI's taxonomy places the organism in Eukaryota, Metazoa, Chordata, Actinopteri, Perciformes, Nototheniidae. The record is from RefSeq and is a predicted model, not a curated record.
GUGGGCGAGGCUCAGAAACAGCUGCGAGUCUCUCUUCAGGUUUUUCUGAUUUAACGACAAUUUGGGAUUUAAAAAGUCUUAAAGUACAGGAAAAAUAAGAAGAGGAUUAAACGCGUUCUGCCAGGGAGAGGAAAGGUGUUUAUUCUCCACUUCCGGUGCAGGAAAACAGACGGCUCCUGCUGCUGCUGCUGGAGGAUGUGAGAGAAGCUCAACUGAAAACACGGAAACACUGAAGGAAAGCAGACGGUGUUUGUGCCGGACGUCUGAAGAUCCACAGAAGACACUCGGCUGCAGACAAACAUGUCUCUGUUCUUCUCUGGAGCUGUGACAAGUUCACCGACUAAACGAAGGCUACGGGGUCACUCCUGUCAGAGCCUGGACGUGUCCCUGCUCUCUCCCGACUCCUCGUACGUUUGUUACUCGUCUCUGGACGGCGACCCGAGCUCCUGCCGCCGCUCGCCUCGCCUCCUCACCAACGGAUACUACAGCGUGACGGAGGACAGCUUCUCCUGGGACGAGAAGGGGAACGUCUCUCUGACCCCCUGCAAGACCAGCGUCUCCUACAAGGAGAACCUCGUCAGGGUUUUCCGGCGGCGGCGGCGUCCUCGAGGCUCUCUGGCUCGCCUGCUGAGCGACGUGACGGAGAGCUGUCAGUCGUGGCUGGACGAGAAGGUCUUCAGAGGCGUCUUCGGUACCGCACAGAACCAGAACCAGAACCAGGAACAAGACCUGGACCUGGAUAUGGACCUGGAUCUAGAUCUGGAUCUGGACCAGGCCCGGAGCAGCCGGGACGAGAAGACCUGGUUGAACAGCACCGAGCUGGAGGACAGCCGCAGCUUCACCUACGACCACACUGAGAUCCCGCCCCCUCCUGAAAAAGUGGCCCCGCCCCCUAAGAUUCUCAUCCAGGAGGAGAUUUGCUCUGAGAUCUGUCAAUCAAAGUUUACUCAAUCACAUGGCGGCCUCUCUGAAGUCCCGCCUCCUUCACCCUUCUACACCAAUAGCUGCUGUCCGGCCUCACCUGAGCACACAGGUUUAACGAUGAAGGCCCUCCUCCUUUUCAUCUUCACCCUCUUCCUCUUCACCGCUCUAUACUCGGGGGGUCUUUUGUGGAGCGCCACCGUCACGUCUACUGUGUUCGUGAUGAUCACAUCAUUUAUGCUUUUGACAAAAUCGGGUCCGCUGGGCGAGUGGAGGAGGGCGAAGACGGAGGACAUCACAUCAAGAAACGAGUAAAGCAGCGUCCGUUCCUCUGCGAUGUGAAACUGGAAGAAAGGUGUAGAAAUAUAUUUAACAUUUCACCGUCUGCAUGUUCGCUUAACGUGAGCUCCGGAAAACAUUUCACAGCAAACACGCUGAAGCUCUGACUGAUAAUGAAAACGUUUUGAAAGUAGAAACUUGAAAGAAGUGUCAAGAAAAAGGGUUAAACUUAAAAUAAAUCGAACGCUUUUUAUACAUUCAACCAUUGAAUCAAAUGCAAAACGUGCGGGACGUUUGUUACGAUUUUUCCUGAUGGCUUUUUUAAAGUUUCCUGCGAUUUAAAAAAAAGAAAUUGAACAGGAAAUGAGUUUAAAAGCCGUGUUUGUUGCUAUAAAUCUGAAGGAGCUCAUUUACAAGGUGACACAUAAAUAUAUAUUGAAUAUAAAAAAACAUACCUGAUGUAUUUUUGAAAUACUGUAAGUGUAUCUAUCAUUGAUGACGAUGUGAACUUGGCUUUUUUGAGAUGUCCAAAGUGAACAAAUUCAGCUGACGCCUCACUUCUUUUCAAAAUAUUUUUUAUUAAAGAAAAACUAAAAACGCACAUCUGAAAAUCUACCUGGAAGAAAAAGUGCUUUUUGAAAGAGUUUUAUUCCAAAAUCAAGAGAUACACAUUCAAAGCUAAAUAUAUUGAAAAAAAGAAAAUUCAUGUUAGUCCUUUUACAUCAAAGCUCAGAUUCCAUUUUGAAUUUCUGAUUUCCUAGAAAGAUUUCUGAAAAAGUGGUUUUCUGCAAUAUCUUUGAGUUAUUCAGUUCCUCCUGAGUGC